This is a messenger RNA of Knipowitschia caucasica, 561 nucleotides long. NCBI's taxonomy places the organism in Eukaryota, Metazoa, Chordata, Actinopteri, Gobiiformes, Gobiidae. The record is from the annotation of a GenBank genome assembly.
AUGAAAUGUGGAAGGUUGACGGCAGACAUGCGAUUUGCUCCAUUUUCCUGCCCUGAAAGAGGCUCUUGGAUCCAGGGCAGUCAGGAUAAGGACUUCUCUCUGAUGGUUCUUGAGAGCUUGCAACCUGCUGUCUGUCUCCACAAGUACCCCCGCUCACAAAUCGAGGUCAAUGUGAUGGUUCUUGAGAACUGUGGCUCUGUUUUGGGGCAUGCUGUCACCUGUGCAUCCCUGGCCCUUGCAGAUGCAGGUAUUGAGAUGUAUGAUCUUGUCCUUGGCUGUUCCAUGCGUCAGGACGGUACCUCCUUUGUGGUGGAUCCUACAUAUAAAGAGGAGAACUAUAGUGGCUCAACUGAUCAUCAUAAUCAAGGGGGCCUCACUCUUGCCUUCCUUCCCAGUCUGAAUCAGAUAUCCGGACUGCAGUCGGAUGGAGAAAUGACAGAAGAGACUUUGACCGCUGGGGUUCGCACCUGUAUUGAGGGGUGUUACAAAUUGUACCCCGUCAUUCAACAAGCUCUGACCAAAGCAGUGCGUAAGGCUGCUCCUCCACCCUCCGAGAGCUGA